Medioppia subpectinata is the source of this 841-nucleotide messenger RNA. The record is from the annotation of a GenBank genome assembly. Lineage: Eukaryota; Metazoa; Arthropoda; Arachnida; Sarcoptiformes; Oppiidae.
ACUCACUCACUCACUUUCUAACAAGUUUUGUGUUAAUAGAUCGCAAUCACAAACAAUUGUCUGAGUUUUAGCGAAAUUGCGGUGAACUUCAGACAAGAAUAUAAAAGUGAUAAAAGUAUGGCAACAGAUAAUGAGGCGAAGAAAGUGUUCGAUAAUGUGGUCAAGUCUUUCGAGAGACUCAAAGAGGAGAGUAUCGGACAUUUAUUGUAUGAGAUAUUCCUAGACGUGGACCGAGAGAUCAUGAAAGUGGGCUCUCAAGAGUGGUUCGACUCCAAGAUUAGUGUCAUUGAAAACAUAUGUCUAACACUUGAAGACUAUUUUAGAGAUUAUGAGUACUUGAAAGAGGAAAACUCCGAUCGUCUCAAGACUUUAUUGCAGAACCGAUUAGCGAAAGGAUAUAUAACAGCCAUUUUGCAAAAAAAAAUGCAACUCAAAAAUCAGAGCCAAAGAGAAAUAUUCGCUAAAAAGUUUAUAAGAGAAGGAGAGAUACUAAAGGCAGCCGUCGCUAAAAUGCCCACUAAAUCCAUGGCUAAUAUGACUAAUGAGUCACCGUUUGAUUGUCUUCCACUUUUGGCCGAACUAUUAAAACUCAAAGACUUGAGUCUCUUAUUCCUCGAAGUGUCGGGUUUGGUUAAGAAAUAUCCGGACGUAAGGGCCGAGCAUUUGGUCGCUUUGUUGAGUCUGAGGGAAGAUAUGCUGAAGACUAAUGUCAAGAAACAAGUGGAGGAUAUGAUGUCUGAAUACGAGUUCACAUAUGAUGUCCAAACAAUAUUCUCGGAGAUAACACUCAACUGACAAUUAGGACAUCGGUUGGACUGAGCGGACACUCUAUCGCGCGUCG